CAAGAACUCCCUAGUAAUUUUAACACGCUCGAACCGAGCAAUUUGGAUAAAAAAUUUCUCCGAUUGCCUUAAACCAAACCAAAGAUAGGACCUAAACCGAGUCUAAAAUCAAAUGGUCUACCCCUAAACCGAUCAUAUGGUGAUUUUCAAAUUGAUUUAGGGUUUACGGUUAGGCUUAAUAAUGUUGACUAUAUAUAUAGAAACUGUUCUAGCGAUCGAAUAAACUAUUCACACAUUCUCCGAGAGAAUAUAGAGAAAAGGAAGUUUAAAGAAUCUCUGACGGUUACGGCUAUGGCGGCGACGAAUAAACAACAAGACGCUUUUUCCGAUGACUUUGACUAUGAAAUCUGGUCUUCGGUUACGAAAACUAUACUAAAGGAGAAAGAACUCUGGGAUGUUGUCGAGAACGGAGUCCGGCCAGAUCCAUCAAAGAUCCCAGAGUUAGCGGCGAAGAUUCAAUCCGACGAACUAUCAAAAUGGAGAGAUCUCGCCGUGAAAGACAUGAAAGCGCUUCAGAUCUUGCAAUCUUCUCUCCCAGAUUCUGCUUUCAGAAAGACUCUCUCUGCUUCUUCAUCCAAAGAAGUUUGGGACUUGCUUGAAAAAGGUAACGAACAAGCAACGAUACGUAGAUUAGAGAAGCAAUUUGAAGAACUCAAAAGGAAUGAAAAAGAAUCUACCGAUUCAUACAUAGAUAGGAUUAUGGAAAUCGUUGGUGAGUUACGUGUUUUGAAAGUUGAGAAAUCUGAGUACGAGAUUUGUAAGAAGGUGUUUGCUUCGCUCUUAGAGUCAUACGAUGAGAUACAAUCAAUGUUGGAGGAAAUCAUGAAUGUUCAUAAGAUGACUGCUGCGAGUCUUUGUCAGUAUUUCUUCCUUAAUGGAUAUGAUUUUGAAUCAGUUAAUGAGCAAGUUUUCCUUGGACUGUUGAAGAAUUUGAGGCUUAAAUCAAAGUCUAAGAAGUGGUGUGACUUGUGCUACAAGGUUAGUCACAACUUUGAAGACUGCAAAAGAAGGAAUCCGAUAUAUGUGGAAGAAGAAGAAGAAGAAGAAGAAAUUGUAGUUAAUUAUGUACUGUCGACGGAUGUAACUUUAGGGGAAAAAUCAUAUGAUGAGGAUAUUUGGAUGGUAUACGGGCUUGCUACGAUUCACAUGACUCCAUAUGCGAAGUAUUUCACCACUCUAGACAGGACACACAAAGCUAAGGUUGGAUUGGCUGAUGGAAAAGUUCUUAUGGUUGAAGGAAAAGGAGAUGUUAAGAUCAAGAUGAAGGGAGGGAAGAAGAAGACUAUCAAGAAUGUGAUUUUUGUUCCCGGCCUCAACAGAAACGUGUUAAGUCUUAGUCAGAUGACGUCGAGAGGCUAUUCAUUCACAGAGGGACGUGGAGGCGAAUGCAUUAUCCGCGAUCGGACUAAGGAUGAAUUUGGGGAAACUUUGUGGAUGUGGGAAGAGAAAGGAUUGGCUUUGCGUUUGAAGGUGAUUGAAGGUAAUCUCACCUCUUAAUGAGCUCUGUCUUCAACUUUGGUAGAAGACUUUAACACGUAAGAUGGGACGCUUAUGUCUCUAUGUGGUUUUUUAGUUUCGUUUUAUUAUGUUUUCAGUUUGUUCUUCUAGUAGUUCAUAUUCUGCAACUGCAGUAUGAAUUAGUCGUGUGCUCUUUUAACCUAGGACGGCUUGUUACGUAUUAAUCUAGUUUUCAAUUACUAUUUUGUUCUUCA
Arabidopsis lyrata subsp. lyrata is the source of this 1712-nucleotide messenger RNA. RefSeq lists its product as uncharacterized. NCBI's taxonomy places the organism in Eukaryota, Viridiplantae, Streptophyta, Magnoliopsida, Brassicales, Brassicaceae. The transcript has a single exon. Bases 292 to 1497 code for a protein of 401 amino acids. The record is from RefSeq and is a predicted model, not a curated record.